UCCUUACGCCUUCUGCUCACGUGGGACCUUGUGACAAGAAGUGAUCAUAAUAUUAUAUAUUAUAUACUCAAUUUAAGAAGUUGAUAAAACAAUAUACGUCAAAAUUUGAUUUCGGAUUUGAAAAGCAGUAAAAGCACAUGACAGAAACAGAUCCUUGCAAGAAAAUUGCUUGUAAAUUACAAACAUGUUUAAAAGAGAAUGUUUAUCAACCGUCUAGAUGUGAAAAAAUUAUUGAAGAAUUAAGACAGUGUUGUAUGAAACAUUCAUCGCAUUCCCUUGUUUGUGAUGGAAUAGACACAAAUAAACCAUACGAACAUAACACAGUUGAUUACAAGACAGCAAUAAAGUAGACCAUGAAACGAAGAGCGGUAUACAAGAACGCUCCUUUACAUUACCGCUACCCAAGAUUUUUCGUUAUUGGAGGAUCUAUUUUGUGCACAGGAUUAUUUUUCAGUAGGCAGAUUUACGAAA
Leptopilina heterotoma is the source of this 471-nucleotide messenger RNA. Its product is annotated as cx9C motif-containing protein 4. The transcript has 3 exons. Lineage: Eukaryota; Metazoa; Arthropoda; Insecta; Hymenoptera; Figitidae. Bases 138 to 350 code for a protein of 70 amino acids. The record is from RefSeq and is a predicted model, not a curated record. Gene Ontology annotation, cellular component: mitochondrial intermembrane space.